CUCAAAUCGACAUUUUGAAUUCGAAAAUUUCAAAUUUGGAAUACAAUUCGAUCGAAGAUAAUGUUGAGGGAAAGAAUGACAAUGAUCAUAGGUUUGAUGAGUGUAUCAGACACCACAAUUGGAUCAUAAGAUUUGUUGAAAGUCUAGAUGAUGUAUUCUCGUGGAGCAUUUUUAUUCUAUACGUGACUAGUGCUGUGGGUAUUUGUAAUGUUGGAUUCCAGUUGGUUCAUACCCCAUUUGAUGAUCCUAUACAGCUAGCAAAAAUGACGUUCUUCUUCGCCGCAAUGCUUUUUCAACUACUACUGUAUUGUUGGUAUGGUAACGAAAUAAUACUGAAGAGUGCAGCAAUUAGAGAUGCAUGUUACGAAUCAAAGUGGUAUGAUUCCGAUUUGAAAACUAGAAAAUCUUUGAUUUACAUUAUGGAACGU
Molecule: messenger RNA, 428 nt
Organism: Phaedon cochleariae (mustard beetle)
Lineage: Eukaryota; Metazoa; Arthropoda; Insecta; Coleoptera; Chrysomelidae
Source: the annotation of a GenBank genome assembly